Messenger RNA from Salvia hispanica, 1325 nucleotides. RefSeq names its product glyceraldehyde-3-phosphate dehydrogenase, cytosolic-like. Gene Ontology annotation, molecular function: NADP binding; glyceraldehyde-3-phosphate dehydrogenase (NAD+) (phosphorylating) activity; NAD binding. The record is from RefSeq and is a predicted model, not a curated record. Gene Ontology annotation, cellular component: cytosol. Gene Ontology annotation, biological process: glycolytic process; glucose metabolic process. Lineage: Eukaryota; Viridiplantae; Streptophyta; Magnoliopsida; Lamiales; Lamiaceae.
CGAACGCUCAUUUCUCCUCACUACCUACUCAAGAAUCUCACCACUCUCUUUUCCUCUCAUUCAACAGCAAAGUUUUCAGUUCUCGUUUUACUAACCAGCAAAUGGCCAAGAUUAAGAUAGGAAUCAAUGGAUUCGGUAGAAUCGGCCGCUUGGUCGCGAGAGUAGCUCUCCAGAGGGACGAUGUAGAGCUUGUCGCUAUUAACGAUCCAUUUAUCACCACCGAGUACAUGACAUACAUGUUCAAGUAUGACAGUGUGCACGGCCACUGGAAGCACAGCGAUGUGAAGGUGCAAGACGAGAAGAGCCUUCUCUUCGGCGAGAAGUCGGUCAGAGUCUUCGGAUGCAGGAACCCUGAGGAGAUCCCAUGGGGUGAAACUGGUGCCGAGUAUGUUGUGGAGUCUACUGGAGUCUUCACUGACAAGGACAAGGCUGCUGCUCACUUGAAGGGUGGUGCCAAGAAGGUUGUUAUCUCCGCCCCUAGCAAAGAUGCCCCAAUGUUUGUUGUGGGUGUCAACGAGAAGGAAUACAAACCCGAGUUGGACAUUGUUUCCAAUGCCAGUUGCACUACCAACUGCCUUGCUCCAUUGGCCAAGGUUAUCAACGAUAGGUUUGGCAUUGUGGAGGGGCUUAUGACCACCGUCCACUCUAUCACUGCUACCCAAAAGACUGUUGAUGGUCCAUCAAGCAAGGACUGGAGAGGUGGAAGAGCUGCUUCAUUCAACAUCAUCCCGAGCAGCACUGGAGCUGCCAAGGCUGUUGGUAAAGUGCUUCCAGCUCUUAACGGAAAGUUGACCGGCAUGUCCUUCCGAGUCCCCACCGUUGAUGUCUCAGUUGUUGACCUCACUGUCAGGCUAGAGAAAGAGGCCACUUAUGAUGAGAUCAAGGCUGCCAUCAAGGAGGAGUCAGAGAACAAGCUCAAGGGCAUCUUGGGAUACACUGAAGAUGAUGUGGUGUCCACUGACUUCGUUGGUGACAGCAGAUCAAGCAUAUUUGAUGCCAAGGCUGGAAUUGCAUUGAGCAAGAACUUUGUGAAGCUUGUCUCGUGGUAUGACAACGAAUGGGGAUACAGCUCAAGAGUGAUCGAUCUGAUUGUUCACAUGUCAUCUGUUGCAUGAAGAUGAAGGCAUUUUUUCCUCUUGGAGAUGGCGACGCUUUAGUUUCAUCUUUCAGGCUUUGUUUUAUGGCAUUUUCCUUUCUAGUUAAGACUUCAGAGUUGAGACUAGUAAUAAUUCAUGUUACUGUUGCUGUGUGUUGCAGUUAUUUGUGUCAUUAUCUUUCAAAGAAUUUUCCCGUGAUUCAAAAUCAAUAUAUCACCUCUUGUUCUA